ACUCGUCGGUGCCAUGGAGUCCACAUCAGCCUGGUCCUGAACGGCGCAAACAACGAUCAGACCAGCAAAGCAUUCUGGCCUGAAGUAGACUACACUCCUGCUUCAAGCUCAUACACGUGCUCUGCUUUUCAACACACAACAGACAGACUGACAGACAGACAAAAGAGGUGAGAGCGACAGACAAGUCAUGGAAGCGAUAUGGCUCUAUCAGUUCCGGCUGAUCGUCAUCGGGGACUCCACAGUGGGCAAGUCGUGUCUGAUCCGGCGGUUCACCGAGGGCCGGUUCGCCCAGGUGUCGGACCCCACCGUCGGCGUGGACUUCUUCUCCAGGCUAGUGGAGAUCGAGCCUGGGAAGCGGAUCAAACUUCAGAUCUGGGACACCGCGGGUCAGGAGCGGUUCAGGUCCAUUACUCGGGCUUACUACCGUAACUCUGUUGGCGGUCUCCUCCUGUUCGACAUCACCAAUCGUCGCUCCUUCCAGAAUGUCCAUGAUUGGCUGGAGGAGGCACGGAGCCACGUCCAGCCUCACAGCAUCGUCUUCCUAUUGGUGGGACACAAGUGUGACCUGGAGGCGCAACGUCAGGUGACCCGUCAGGAGGCAGAGAAGUUGGCAGGGGCUUAUGGGAUGCGCUAUGUGGAGACAUCGGCCCGUGACGCCAUCAACGUGGAGCACGCCUUCACCGAGCUGACCAGAGACAUCUUCGCCUUGGUGCGGUCUGGAGACAUCACGAUCCAGGAGGGCUGGGAGGGCGUGAAGAGCGGGUUUGUACCCAACGUGGUUCACUCCUCAGAAGAGGUGACCAAGAGCGACCGCCGCUGUCUGUGUUGAUCUGGGAAGAGCUCUGAACGGCAACGGGACCGGCGGUGAAAAGGGAAGGGAUCCGAGAAACGUUUCAGAGGGGAGCGGCUGAUAGACUGCGACGUCGGCCCUCUGACUGAAACUGGUAACCCCCUGUUUUUCGUAGCUCUGGUUCGAUGAGGAGGAGGAGGAGGACGCUCGAGGGAUGAAGAGGCUGGUAAAGGAAAGCAAAGAACACCUUGAAUGUGGGUGAAGAGCUGAAAGCUUGUACCCAUUUCUAAUCAUAUACACUUUAAUUUAUAGAGAGGAAGGAUGCUCAUUUACCUGGAGGGAUGCCAUAUUUCAAUUCCUUUAUGUUGCUUACGUCAAAAUCCCUUCUUUAAAGUCUUAGAAAGGCCUUAGAAAGAGGAUCCAUUUAGGUUCUUCUCCACAACACUCCUCCUUUCUUCCUUCACCUGUCCUCCCACUACUUCUUAACUUCCUCCCCUCCAAUAUGCAAUUCCAUACAAAAUGAUCACUUUUGAGUUUAAGCGUCCAGCAUCCUCUUGGCACAUAUCAAACUAAAUAUAAAUAGUUCCCCUAAUUUACAAGAGUUGUGUUUCUCUUGUGCUCACAUUUUGCUCUACAUUCCACUAUCAGAGCCCUGGAGGUCCAAAAAGACAUGUUUCUUUCCCCCGAGCUGUGAUUUGUGACGCCUCCAGCGAGCUCAACGACACUGACUCCAUCAUUAUAUCCACUAUCAUUCUUCUAAACCCCACUAUACUGAAACACCUUUACCCAUGCGGUUCCUAAUGGACUCCUGAAGCACGAAGAGACACUGUGUACAGCUGAACUGACAGAGGUGGAUUUGUCAAACUAGCUUAACAACACUUAACUGUCUGCCUUUUAACUGGGGACUUGUUAAGGUGGACUAAUGGGAAUGUUGGACACUAAACAGCCUGAAAGCACCUUAAUAGUCCAUUUCUACCUUAACUGUGGAGCCUCGGUCGGGACGUUUUUAAGGCGCAGACAAACAAACAGGGCGUGGACCGUGGACAAGGAACGUCAGGGGACAGACUCCACAAAAGAAGACACCAUAUUACCCACAAUGCACGCAUACGGACAGAGCUGUACCGCAGUGUAAUUAUGCAAAGAAGGUCCAGUUGGCAGGCUUUAGAGUAAUCGACCACAGAUACAGGCACAGGGACACUGAACGGUUACAUUUUCAGAGCAGGUGCUUUACAUGCAUUUUAUUUGCGUGUUCAUGUAGAAAAUCGAAGUCUUAUUUUCAGUUCGAUGCACUGCAAGGUGAAGCUGAGAGCGGUGUUACAGCAGGAUGGGAAUGAAUUUGCACAAAUAGCAUCUGAGAUUUUGCAAUUAGAAGGCAUUAAAUUGUGUUAACUGCUAAAUAACAUAUCGUUAGCCUCAUAUCAUGAUUGCCUAAGUCAUACACUAUAUGGACAAAAGUAUUGGGACACAUUGAAUUCAG
Molecule: messenger RNA, 2267 nt
Organism: Sphaeramia orbicularis (orbiculate cardinalfish)
Lineage: Eukaryota; Metazoa; Chordata; Actinopteri; Kurtiformes; Apogonidae
Gene: rab39bb
Product: RAB39B, member RAS oncogene family b
Exons: 4
Coding region: 188-829 (213 amino acids)
Biological process (GO): Rab protein signal transduction
Molecular function (GO): GTPase activity; GTP binding
Source: RefSeq, a predicted model, not a curated record